GGGGGGUGGAGGAGGAGAGAAAAGGAGGAGGACAUUAAGGCAGAAGACAGUGGCUCCCAAUGACAUAAAGCUUCACUACCUGAAGCCGCCCGACCAACCGAGCGACCAUCUCUGCCCCCCCCCCCCUAAAAGACGUCGAGGAGCCGCGGGACGGCGGUCCCGCGUGACAUGCACCCCCCUGUAUAAGGCAGACCCUCCUUUCUGAUCGGAGCCGGCCUGCCACUGGAUUACAGCACCAUCCGAGGAAGCUUCUUCUAGUUGUAAAUCCACCCAUGCAUCUUGCAGACGGCGCAGGAGACGGUGCACUUGCGACCAAGAGUGCCUCCUACCCCUGCUGAGUGAAGCCCCAAUCACAUUUCAGUCAUCUCCAAGCAGCCUACAGUGGGACCAUGCAUCUGUGCAGCACAGGCGGCGCACUGGUCCAAUUCAGCAGGCUGAUCCCCGGGUUCCGCCUCAGGACCUCCCCCCUGUGUCUCCUUCUGCAUCUCAUCAUCCUGCUAAUUAAAGUGACCGAUCUUUCCGCAGUACCAGCUGCGCCCAAAUUCACCAAGAUUCCCACAGACCAGAUUGGAGUAUCAGGGGGCGUGGCGUCGUUUGUGUGCCAGGCCAGCGGGAAUCCCAAACCGGUCGUCUACUGGAACAAGAAGGGCAAGAAAGUCAACUCUCAGCGUAUCGAGACCAUCGAGUUUGACGACGGCGCAGGCGCCGUGCUGAGGAUCCAGCCUCUCAGAGCACCUCGAGACGAGAACAUCUACGAGUGUGUCGCGCGUAACAGCGCAGGAGAGCUGUCAGUCACGGCAAAGCUGGCCAUUAUCAGAGGUGAGGCAAAGUCAUGA
This is a messenger RNA of Hippocampus comes (tiger tail seahorse), 836 nucleotides long. RefSeq names its product receptor-type tyrosine-protein phosphatase S-like. Lineage: Eukaryota; Metazoa; Chordata; Actinopteri; Syngnathiformes; Syngnathidae. Bases 390 to 836 code for a protein of 148 amino acids. The record is from RefSeq and is a predicted model, not a curated record. The transcript has 4 exons.